This is a messenger RNA of Carica papaya (papaya), 3126 nucleotides long. It is a transcript of the gene POR, whose product is annotated as C-CAP/cofactor C-like domain-containing protein. The record is from RefSeq and is a predicted model, not a curated record. Gene Ontology annotation, biological process: tubulin complex assembly; post-chaperonin tubulin folding pathway. Gene Ontology annotation, molecular function: tubulin binding. Gene Ontology annotation, cellular component: cytoplasm. Lineage: Eukaryota; Viridiplantae; Streptophyta; Magnoliopsida; Brassicales; Caricaceae.
CAUUAGUCACGAUUCGAAUUUGGCAUCUCUCAGUUUCGGAGCAAUUUACUACGGUUCGAGAGUUGAGGCGAUUGAUAUUGAAUCUUCGCUCUAUUGCGGAAACCGUAUUACCACCAUGGAAGGAGCAGCCUCGAACCUAAACGAACCACCUGCUAGAACCCUAGACCCGGCCUUGCAGAAGAAACAUUUGCUAAUGCUCGAACGCCUCUCGGUUCGCCAUCAAACUCGUAAAUCCAAUUCAUCCAACUCCUCUUCCCUCGACUCCACCUCUUCUUUCCUGGAUCAGUUCGCCGAAAGCAAAAGAUCUAUCGAGUCCCAACUCGCGGAGUCCCGCAUCAACUCUACCGGCGACUCGACUCAGCCCAAAUCUCAUCUCGCCUCUAUCUCCUCCUCGAUCUCCGACCUCGAGAAGCUCCUAGCCGAGAACUCCUACUUUCUCCCCUCCUACGAGGUGCGUUCUUCUCUCAAAUCCAUCUCUGACCUCAGACAAAAUCUCGAGAAUGUGACCAACGAGUUACUCCCAAAGAAGAAAUUCUCUUUCAAGAGCAAAUCAUUCCCCAAAAAAUCCGAUCCAAAAGAACCUGAAAUAAAAAAAGCCAAUGAGAUUUUACCAUCGAAUUUCACGGUUCGCGAUUCGCCAGGAUUUAGGAACAAAAAGAACGAAAUUCUGAUCCAGAAUUUCAAGCGCCUGGAGAUCGGAGAGUUCACUUUAUCAGAUCUAGAUUCGUGUGAAGUGAGACUGGUUGGUACUGUUAACGCCUUGUUUGUUCACCGAUUGAAGAACUGUAAGGUAUACGCUGGUCCGGUGACUGGCUCGAUUUUGAUAGAGGACGUAGAAGCUUGUAGCUUUGCAUUGGCGUCGCAUCAGAUUAGGAUACAUUAUGCCAAGAGAAGCGACUUUUACUUAAGGGUGAGGAGCAGGCCCAUAAUUGAGGACAGUAAUGGCGUGAGAUUUGCACCUUACUGUUUGGAGUAUGAAGGGAUCGAGGAGGACCUGAAGGCGGCUGGUUUGGAUGAGGAGACGGGAAAUUGGGCCAAAGUAGAUGAUUUCCGGUGGUUGAGAGCCGUGCAAUCGCCAAAUUGGUGCAUUAUACCUGAGGAGGAGAGGGCUGGGAAUGUUGUCGUUGUGAAUACGGAUUUUGAUAACUUAGAUUCUUAGUUUGUUAGCCGAUGCAUAUCAGUUCUGCAGAGCAGUUUAGGCGAUUCUGGAAUCAGAAGGUUAGUAGAAUGUUUCUUUGGAUGAAAGAGGCUCCUCAAGCAUGCCACAAGAGAGGUUUUUGGACGUUCUUUUGGCUGUGAAUUUCUGAAAGGGCCAAUGUGAGGACUGCAAUCUAUUUCCAAUAAUAUGUGAUCAUAUAUGGAUAUCAUAUUGAUGACCUCUUGAGGAAGCCUGACAUUUAUUUCCCUCAAUAUUCAUGUGAUUUUUAUUAGGGAACCCGUUAUUUACUUCAAAACAAGUUGAAGAGGAGGGUGCAAUUAACUGUAUACUGUUCUUUGUCAGCUGAAAAAAUGCAUGGCGGUGACAUGGAUUUCAUUCUGCUGGUCAGAUUAUUGGUCCAGGCACCUUGUGAUUGAAGCACCCAGUCUCACCAUCUUAGCUCUAAUUUGGAAAGUCUCCCCACAAUUUGUUUGGUGCUGGGACUUCAUGAGCAGUAAUGAAGAAUUCUGUUUUUCUUUCUGUGAGUUGCUCUGAUUGCAGAGCAAAUCCUUUUUGUAAUAUCAGCUUUUCCUUGAGAAAAAAGAGUAACUAGAGUGUCCAUUACAACAUGGUGAUUUCAGGUUCUGAAGCAUUCAUCUAAACUUUCCUCCAGUCUUUCAUGAUGGAAUAUUUACAAACUUGUUUUGUUCUACAGUAUUCCCAGCAGCUGUUGAUUGGUAUGUUUAGUUCCAGUAACAGGUUAAAUGAAUAUGUGUUAUCUCGGAACCUUAAUUUAAUGUGAUUGGCUCUUUGAUGAUAUCUAUCAAUUGAAAAUUUACAGGCUUUAUUGUGGAACGCUUAUGUUCAGUCACAGAGCAACUGGGUUCACCUAGCUUUAUUUGGCACCCUUUACUCUGUACUUGUUUCUAUACUUAGGCUAAAAGGAUAUAUUCUAGCAAGCGGAUUUUGUCCUCGGAAUCGAAGCCAGUGCCACUUUUUAGAUCUUACUACUUCAGCUUGUAGAGAUUUUUGUUGCUUCUUGCACCUCAUAUAGCUGACUUUCUAUAGCAACAACUUAACUGUGAAAACGUUCUGUAAUGUCAUAGUCAUAUAAAAACUUACUUGUUUACCAUGGAAAAUUGUAAAUUAAUAUGUUAGUUUAGUGCCUGGAAUUUUUGAUUUCAACAAACAGCCCUAGGCUUCUAUGCGAGGACUAAAAUAUCAUUCAACCAUUGUGCUUUCCUGGGUGGAGAAGUUGGUAUAUAGACGGAUUUGAAGUAUCAGCAGCGAUGGUGAUUAAAUAAACAUUGCUCAAAUUCUGUGAAUUGGAAGAUAUCAUCUAUACCAAGAUCUCUGAAGGCAAUUAUGUUACUUUGUGAAGAACCUCUUGAUACCAUGGGUAAACAAUCCUCAAAAUUCUGGGAAUUGACAGAUAUCAUCUAGGAAGAUCUCUGGAAGGCGAUUUGUUACUUAUGAAUGCCUUCUCUUGAUGCUGUUUGGUCUCUUUUAUGUUCUUGUGAAUAGGAGGUUGUCUGUGUCCACCAAGCAGACUGCCUAUCACGCUCUAGCCCUUUUUUGUGGGAGAAUUCUUCUCAAGUAUCAUAAGGAAACUCGCCAAGUAUCUCUUCUUGUUGACUUUGGAAACAAAUAAGAGAUCAAUGUUGGGGAUAUAUCGCCGAAGUGGGUCCUUGUGACUUCUAGUACCUUUGACCAAAAAUGGGCUGCGGAUGUCCAAGCUGAGAGCUCAAGGCAAUGUACAUUUGAGUCCUCUUGGCGGCUUCAACUUGUUCAUUACUGAGGCAGAUAUCUUCUUGAAGCUCUUUAUACCGACUCCCACCAUGUGGAAACCACAGUAUUUUCUUCUUUGGGCCUAACACGCUUUGAAGAUUUGUCCUAAACUUAGCCAGUUGUUUUCUUCCCUCACUCGAUCAGAAAUUUUGCUUUUGAUGACUAAAUAAAGAACUGCAACCGCCUGCUGGUUUUCUUUC